Funneliformis mosseae is the source of this 288-nucleotide messenger RNA. The record is from the annotation of a GenBank genome assembly. Lineage: Eukaryota; Fungi; Glomeromycota; Glomeromycetes; Glomerales; Glomeraceae.
AUGUCUUUUGCUGAAGAAUCUCCACCUAUAGAUAUAUCACAUAAUGAAACACCACCUAUAUCAAAAAAUAAAGGAGGCAAGCCGGAAAAUGAUGAUAAUACUGAUAAAAACAACAUUUAUUUAGAUAAUAUUUUAGAUCUUAAUGCACCAGAAUUUUUAGAAGGUCUUGAUGAAUUUAUUGAAGAUUCAGAUAUUAAUUUGGAAGAGGAAGCCAAUAAUGAUAAAAUAAAUCAAGAGGAAAUUGAUGAGGAUUGGGAUCCUAAAUUAGCAGUUGAAGCUUAUUUGUAA